Messenger RNA from Drosophila kikkawai, 627 nucleotides. RefSeq lists its product as uncharacterized. NCBI's taxonomy places the organism in Eukaryota, Metazoa, Arthropoda, Insecta, Diptera, Drosophilidae. The record is from RefSeq and is a predicted model, not a curated record.
GUGGGUGAAGGGUGUUAAAUUCAUACUCUUUAUUACUAAAAUCUUCUACCAUACUGUUGCAAAACACAACAUUUACAUUCCAUUUGCAUAUAUAUGUUCGUCAAUUACAUUUAGGUUCAAAGUUUGUUUUGAUUUCGAUUCAGCUGCUACCUCAGCUAUGAGCAACCAUGACGGGAAGGACAAUAGACAGCCGGAAAUGGAGCGCCCCUUUGAGAUGCUCAUCAACCGGUCUUUCAUGGAUCACGGCCAGCCCCCGCAUAUGAAAACACCGGCGGACAGUGAUUUCAGCAUGAACGGUGCCCUAAUCGCGUUCAUGCGUGCCAAGUCAGUGGAGGAUCACGAUGCAACUCCGAUCCCUGAAAGCGCCCAGGAAGACGAUAAGCCUCCCUUGGAGCAGACCGAUCCCCACCCCUGGAUGAGGUGCUGCGGGCGCAACUUCAAGCACUCUAUUUUUUCGCUUCAGCCAAGCCGAACGCCCAAGCGAGGACUUGGGCGUCACAGACGCGGACUGUCUCGCGAACAACAGGGGCAGCCCACUCCCUAAGCUAAGAACAUCCGAAGAAACAUGUCCGAUAUGAUUCUUACGUACAUAUAAUUAAAAAGAUUCAAUACAAAUUGGACAGAAUA